AUGCUGAUCCCUCCGCACAGUACACUGCCCAGAAGAUCUUGGAGAUCAACGAACGCGGAAUAUACAAGAGUUCCUUUGCUAACGACGCAGAGACUCGCACAGGAUGAUGAGAUUUUCAACCGGGCGCGCCUAGUCAAUUGUGGCUACUUCAUGCAGAUCAUUCUCGGCGAUUACGUCGGUGCGAUUCUUGGUCUCGUUCGCGAUGACCGAGACCCCAGGAAAUGGACGUUUGACGGACUGGUUCGGGGCGCAGACGGGCGGUUCAAAGACUCUGACCUGGCGACAAUCCUGCAAAACUCGACUUCGUGGCGGGCUGGAGCAUAUAGGCACGGGAAUUCCGGAAGUGCUGCGGGUGAUAGAGGUGCUGGGAAUAGAGCAGCUAGACGAUGGGGCGCGUGUUCGAUGAACGACUUCAGACGGUUCCUUGGGCUGAAACCUUAUGCCAGCUUCCAAGAAUGGAACUCUGACAAGUCGGUUCAUGUGUGUCACGUUCGUUGGGGUCCCUUACAAGCACUGACUGGUUCAGACGGCUGCUGCAUCCCUUUACAACGACAUAGAGAAUCUCGAGCUGUAUGUGGGCUUGCAAGCGGAGGAAGCCAAGCCGCCGAUGCCUGGAGCGGGUCUUUGUCCGGGAUAUACCAUCUCCCGUUCUAUUUUGGCCGAUGCGGUCUGCCUGACCCGCGGAGACCGAUUCCUGACGAUCGAAUUCACACCGUGGAAUCUGACUGCCUGGGGCUUCAGGACUGCCAAUUUGAUGCACAGGAUGGGUCCUACGGAGGAAUGCUGACGAAGCUACUGUUCCGAACGCUGCCAGAGUACUACCCGAGGAGGUCGGCGUACGCUCAUUUCCCGUUCCUUGACCCGCAUUCAUGCAAACUUGAUGGCGGAGAACACAAAAGUCUGGUUGGCGAAUAUAUAUGGACGAAGCCAGAAUCAAUGUGGAAAGGAGGCAGUACUUGUGGUCAGACGGAGAGUGCUGUCAGAGAAGUGCUUGCCGACCAGACCGUCUUUCCGAACGGAUAUGCGGACAGAGUAAUGGAAGUCACGGGCCAUUCAACGGUCGAUCAUACAUUCGUCAACGAUCUGCUACUCAAAGAGAACGCGAAAUGGACAGACUACUUUGUGACAGAGACGCGAGCUUUGAUCGCCCAGUUGUCGUUCGGGAACGUCAGCAAGAAAGUCCAGUACAUCGACAUUGUCCGCGAUGUGAUCAACGUUCUCCCCGGUGCACUGGAUUUGCAAGGAGAUCGCCGGUCUUCCGCUCGGGGAGAAUGUGCAAACGCGCUAUCAUGCAUUCGCGGACGUAUGCCAAUACAUCUUCCUAAACUAUGAUCCCUCGUCAGACUGGCAUCUGCGGGAAAGCGCGAAACAGGCGUUCCACGAGUUCGACAAGGUUGUGAAAAACAUCUCGGAUCACGGAUAUCUCUGCUGGAUAUGGACCGAUCAUCGCUCGCGGAAAGCCUUCCGUUCUUGACUGAGCUGAAGGCGUCGGCUGACCGGCACCACCUGGACCUGAACGAGCUGAGCGUUGCGCUGUUCGUGGAGGUAGUGACGACCGCGGCCCACUGGUCGCAGGGAGUGACGCACAUUAUCAACUACUAUCUCGAUGAACGUCGAGUGGAGAGAGGCUGAGAUCGUGAAGGCCGAUGGGAAGAAGGCGAUGGAUAUUGUCGGGCUGCGUUGGCCGUCGACCCGCCUGUUUUGGGGAGUGUACCGAACCGCGCACAAAGACGAGAACAUCGUGGAGUCGACCAAGGUGCCGCUCGGAGCGGGUGUUUGCCAGCAUCAAAGACGCCAGUGCCGGCAUGGAAAAGCCGUUGCUUGGCAUCGGGGAGCACGGGCUCGUGUCUGCGCCGUUCUUUGAGUCGACUGUCCCGCGGGUGGUGAGCGAGAUUCUGAGGCUGAAAGAUCUGAAACGGGCGCCUGGCACAUCUGGAGUGCUGAAUCGGUUCACGGAGAGUGUGCACGGGGCAGCUCAGCAAUGGUACAUCGACUCUAAGUCUGAUGUGGUUCCGUUCCCUCAGUCUUUGGUGGUCGAAUACAGCGUGUGAUCAUAACACAGAAACUAUUUAAACAGCAACAAACUAUGUAAACCGUGUAAUGGUCAUAUGCAUUCCACCGCUCGUCUCGAAUUGUGCGACCAGCUUGUUGGCGUGCCAGACUUGGACUGGUCUUGGUAUAAUCUGCGCAUCGAGACUGAUGUUGACCCGUUUCGGCUGACCUCCUUCCCAUUCGAAAUCGAGGCCCAAUCCACCGCGGAUGCGAGCACCUUUGAUUGAACCUGUGUGCCACUGUUGUGGGAGAGCAGGAAGAAGAGUGAUUUUCAAGGGCGUGUCGCGAGUGGGGACGUCUGGAGCCUGGAUGAUGGCGUUCAGCACCGCACCGGCAAGCCCAGGUUCGCAUCGAUCUGAAAUAUGGGAUCCGCAUCAGCUGGGUCGUACAGGCUGAACAGAUUCGGCCCAAAGUUCUCGUAGAUCCCAUAUGUCAGUUGGUGGUAGAACUUGGCGGAUCGCCCAGUUGAGCCCAUGCCGCCGCCCGCCACAUCUUGGCCCAGCCGGCAUCCGCAUCGGGGCCAGUGCCGUUCCCCCGGUGGAUCAGGCUCGUUUCAGCAGCCGACAGAAUCUGCUCUCUCGAGUACAGCCCCUGACCGUCGUAGUUGCUGAUGGCAUAACCGGGGUACAGGCCAAUCAGAUGCGACAGAUGGCGAUGCGUAUCGUUCGGGGCGUCCUGGUCCACUUUCCACUCUGUGGGAUUCGUUCAACGAGAAUUCGAUUGGUGAUGCAAAACCAGGCACCUUGCAGCUGGCCCCAAGAUCCGACAUGCAGGCCUUUGUCCAUCUGCGCUCGUUUCGCCUGCACCUCUGCUGGCCAUCAGAAUGUGCUCCAGCAAUCGAGGCUUGGAACGCACCGGCCAGGAAAGCGGUGUCGCUAUCACCGGCAUAUGGCCAACUCUUCUCAAUGGCGUUGAACAGCUGCCACACGAUCUGUUGCGCGUGAGCACACCCCAGCGUGAUAGGCGCCUGUUCCGGCGAGUUGCACGGCGCAACGACCAAUGUGCCAUCGUUGAAUCGGAGAUCCGGAAUCAAUUUGUCGAGCUGGAAAGACGCGACGGAUUUCAGCAGGGGGUAUCCCUGUGUCCGCAACCAUGCCAGAUCGUUCGUGUAAUCGAAGUGGUCGAAGACGUGCAGCAUCUAGCGAUCUCAGCAAGGGGAUCGAGCAACCGAUCUUUUGCGCUCACCAUCCAGACUGAAGAUUCUGCACAACCGGUCAAGUUGGCUUCCAUGGACAACGAGCACAACUCACCAGGAUAAUUGGCCCACAUCGCAUUGACACUGGAGUCGGCCUUCAUUCCGUGUGGCCAAAAAUCUUGACAUGUCACUUCGCGGUCAACGGGUCUUCGAGAUAGCAACACACAUUCAUUUCGUUAUGUGUGACCCAGCCUCUCGAGAUGUUGUACAGCACUUGAGCGGUCUCGGCUCCCCGCGGAGCCCAGUUUUUCUAUUCGGGAGCUCGAGUCAGAGCAUAACAGGACGCACGAACAACCUCACUUCGAAGUAAUCGAACAGCGGCCCAGAGACAUCCAAGUUCGUCAUUUCUGCCGACCAGUAGUUCAUUUGUAUGUUGAUGUUUGAGUGGUAGUCUGUAGUCUCCCUCAACAAUCUGGAGAAAAAGUUGGAGUGGCUUGAACCUACCUGCACUCCAUGGGUUCCCCGUACUGAGCGCCCAUUUCCCCUGCAAGUUAGCCGGAAGCACACCCCGGGCGCUGCUCCCAAGCAGAUAUCUUCCAAAGUUGAACAUCAGCCACUCGAGAUAGAUGUCCCCUUGGUCGACUUGAUAACUCGCGACGAUCUGAUCCGUCGACUUGCUCUUCCACUCCGAGCCUACGGUGCCCAACGACAGCGAGAACUUGUUGAGCACCCCAUCAAAGUCUGCAAAGUGCGCUGCCCGAAGCGAGGUGUAAGACGUCGGGAGCUUGCCGAUGAGUUGCACAAGCGCAGAGUGCGGAUCAGGUCCCUGGAACGAGAAGCCGUGGGCCUUGUCUCCAGCGUUUUGGUCAUAUUCCGUUCCUCCGACCCAUGUGAUCCAGGCUUCGGACGCUCCGGUCACUGAAAUUGUGGCGUUCGCUGGGGAUGAGCUUGCCGAGCAGGCAACAGUCCCUCCGGAGCUCAUCACUUGUCCGAGUAUCUCAUACAGCAUACCCGGCUCGCCAGCUGUUCCCCGCACUCUCAGUGUAUGCGAGUCCAGACACGUGAUGUUGGGCGUGGGGAGACCGGAUUCGAGCGCCGAAGAAAACGCGAAGGUUGUGAGGGGCAGAUGCUUUCCAGUUGAAGAGAUAUGGUGUGUGCAUGACUCAGUCGGAUGAGAACA
This is a messenger RNA of Mycena citricolor, 4367 nucleotides long. The record is from the annotation of a GenBank genome assembly. Lineage: Eukaryota; Fungi; Basidiomycota; Agaricomycetes; Agaricales; Mycenaceae.